CUGGCGGCUGAGGCCGGAGGCCCCGCCUCCGGCUCCAGCUCCAGCUCGGGCUCCGGCUCCGGCUCCUGCCCCUUCUCCCGCAUCCCGUCUCCUCCGUCUCCUCCUGCUCCUCUGGCCCCUCAGCCCCAGGUCCCCGGGGGCCGGCCGCUGGACGCCGCCCGCUCCCCUCCUGCUCCGGCCGUGGGCUUGUUGUUUCUGGGCGCUGCCUGCGCGGGAGGCAGGGAGGCGGCGGCGGGCGCGGCUUGGCCCCGGAGCCGUCGGGGAGCGGCGGCUUGGCCCCGGAGCCGUCGGGGAGCGGCGGCUUGGCCCCGGAGCCGUCGGGGAGCGGAGAUGAAGUACCUGAAGCCGUCCUGGGCGCGAGGCUGCGGCGGCCUCCUGCCCCUGGCCGUGCUGCUCAGCCUGGCGGGGCUGCGCGAGGAGCCGGAGCUCUACCUGCCGCCGCCGCCGCCCCGGAACCCCCGGGCCCUGCUGGGGAGCCCCAGCGGCGCCGCCCACGCGCUGCCGCCCUUCCGAGGAGGAGCCGUCGGGGGCUGGGGCCCGCGGCGCCCCAAGUGCCGGGACUCGGACUGGGCCUGGCCGCCCGAGGGGCCGCGGCUGCUGCGGGAGGUGCGCGCGCUGGGGGUCCCCUUCGUCCCGCGCACGCACGCGGAUACCUGGCUGGUGCACUGCGUGGCUGCGGCCGCGGGCGCCGACGGGCCCCCGAGACUGCUGGGGAACGCCGCCGCCGCCGAGGCGGGCGGGGACGCGGACCCCGGAGACCCCGGAGACCCCGGCGGCGGCGGCGGGCCGGCCCGAGGGGGAGACACGGACCCGGAGGCGGAGGCGCCCCCGACGGCUGCCCCGGCCUCGGGGGGCGGGGAGAGCGGCCGGCGCGGCGUCCAGGAGGGUGAUGGGGAUGACUCGGAUGUGGGCUGGUCCCUGGAAGACAUCUUCCCCCUGAUGACACCCCCGAUGGAGAAUUCCCCGGAGGGCAUCUUGUGUGGGCCCCUGCCGCCCCUCUGUAACAGCAGCGGCGACGGCGUGGACGCUCCCGGCCAGUACGGCAGGGACUUCAGCCAGGCGAUUAGCCACAACGUCAGCCUCCACGAGGCCAUGUUGUCGGGCCCCGACGGAUCCAGGAGAGACCCCCGGGCUGCCCAGCCUCAGGAAGCCUUCUCCCCGCUGAACUCCAGCAGCGCCCUUGCCCUCCCAGGGAUGGACUGGGCAGGACUUGUGCCUUCUGCCGAGACCAGGGCCAGGAGCCUGGCAGCCCAAGAUCUUCCCCUGGACUUUGACGACAAUAUCUUUGACGAGAUCAAUCUCCUGUCGCUCGCUAUGGAGGGGGGCUUUGACCCACUGGAAGUUUCCCAGCUUUUUGAAGAGCCCGAUUAUGAUUCUGGCCUUUCCUUAGACUCCAGCCACAGCAGCACUCCUGUGCCCAAUCCCGAGCCGGCGGCUUCCCCAUGGGAUGACGAAGGGGCCGUGGGUUACAGCGGCCAUGCUCCGUCUCUCUCCCCCCAGGGGCUGGAGGGAGCCGUGGGCGGUCACUGGCCAGAGAGCAGCGAGCUGGGCCGGCCACCUGCUCAGCAGGGUCCUGAGCCUUCCGGGGCGCCCGUGCUGGAGCGCGUCCUUCACAACCACACUUACUCCCUCGGGCCGGGUCUGCCGGCCCCCGAAGCCCUUUCUCCGUGCCUCCCGAGGUCCCAGGACGGACGAGGCAGCGGCUACCCCCGUGCCCGGGAGGGUGCCCUGAGCCAGGACGAGCGCCACGCCAAGACGCUGCGUCUCCCCUUCUCGGUGGAGGAGAUCGUCAGCAUGCCCGUGGACUCCUUCAACAGCGUCUUGGCCAAGAGCUUCCUGACGGACACGCAGGUGUCCCUGCUCCGCGACAUCCGAAGGAGGGGCAAAAACAAAGUGGCGGCUCAGAACUGCCGCAAGCGCAAGCUGGACGUGAUCCUGAGCCUGGAGGAGGAGGUGUGCGGCCUGCAGGCCAGGAGGGAGAGCCUCGCCCGCGAGCGGGCCCAGUGCCGCAGGGCCCUUCACCUCAUGAAGCAGAAGCUCCACCACCUCUACCAGGAUGUUUUCAGUAGGUUACGAGACGACCAGGGCCGGCCCGUCAACCCCAACCUGUACGCUCUCCACUGCGGCCAGGACGGCAGUGUCCUGAUUGUGCCCAAAGAACUGAUAACUUCCAGUCUCAAAAGAGACGCUCAGAAGGAAAAGGAGAGAAAAUGAGGGGGGUUCUAGGCCGCGGGCUUCUCCGGGGGAAAGGUUACCCUGGGGAAGGACUGGGGAAAGCGGCUUCACGGAGAUGGUCAGUCCUGGGGCCCGGCCUGGCCCGUGGCAGCCGGCCGCUGCUGUCCAAAUGUACCCCUACUUGAAUGAACCGAUUCCCUCAAGAGACCGACACACGAGCCCUUCCACUGCAGUGCCCAUUGCUAGAUGGGGCAGCCGUAUUUUGCAGCAGAUCCUCUUGUGGUCGGUGCCACGCCACCACCAACCUUCCCUUCCCUCCCAAAGAGGGGGUAGAGCAGAAUUUCUGAGUCAGAUAGAGGCAGUGAAAGCCACCGAGGCUUCGUGGGUAGAGGCCACAUCCUAGAGGAAGGUGGUCACUUUCAAGCAAAAAACAAAUCCUUUAUGUUGGAAAAAGAUUCCCUAUUUUCAUAGGGAGGAGCCUCUUGAAAUUCAAAGUGAUCUUUUGUCCUUGUUAUUUAUUAUCCUUUGCGACCCCAUUUGGGCAAAGAUACUGGAAGGAUUUGCCAUUUCCUUCUUCAGCCUAUUUUGCAGAUAAGGAAACUGAGGCAAACAUGGUAAAGUAACAGAGUCACAGUUAACGAGUAUCUGAGGCCAAAUUUCAACUCGGGUCUUCCUGGCUGCCCCAAAGUGACCUUAGUUGUUUUUUCAGAUUUUUUUUCUCAGUUAGUCUGUUAGCACUGGAGCCCAACAGUCAGCUUUUCCAAAGCCACUUUGACUUAAAAUUUUUGUGAAUAACUAAUUUAUUCUUUCUCUUCUAUAAAAAUAAAUUAUGUAUUUGUAGAAAACUAGGUUUUCUUUUUGUCCCCUCUGAAGAUGUCCUGGUGACUAUUCAGACUUUUAAUCUAUAUAUUUAUACUGAAAUCUUGAGCAAACUGGCAAUGCUGUUUCUUUUGUUACUUUUAUUUCCUGCAACUUCUUUCAGGCCUGCCCUAGGAACAGGCAGAAUUUUCACAGCUCUCGGGAAGGUGCUUAAUUAUAGAGCAAUAGCUUUUUUUUUUUCCUAAACACCCGAUCUGAUUUUUUUGCUACUCUAAGAAAAAGUAUUCGGUUGUUACUCGGGCGGCCUUUGGUAUGGCGCUUUCUUUGGAAACUCCUUUUUAAAGGCCGGAUUUUCCAGUGAAACAGACUUCGAAACCAAAACAAUCUGCUUCUGCGAUUGAAUUUGGGUGACAUGGACGGCUCGACACUAGAUGUUGUUUUUUAAAUGAUGGUAGAGACAGUCCUUAUUUCCAAAGUUUUGCCAUGUGCCUAUUUCUUUAAACUACUUUGUUGUGAAUUAAGUAAUCUCUUCAUAAGUAUUUUUUGUUUCCAGAAGCUAUUGAAAAUGUUUUUAAGGGCAGCUGGGGGUGCAGUGGAUAGAGCACCAGCCUUGAAGUCAGGAGGACUUGAGUUCAA
This is a messenger RNA of Sarcophilus harrisii (Tasmanian devil), 3630 nucleotides long. RefSeq names its product nuclear factor, erythroid 2 like 3 (gene NFE2L3). Gene Ontology annotation, cellular component: nucleus. Lineage: Eukaryota; Metazoa; Chordata; Mammalia; Dasyuromorphia; Dasyuridae. Gene Ontology annotation, molecular function: DNA-binding transcription factor activity, RNA polymerase II-specific; RNA polymerase II cis-regulatory region sequence-specific DNA binding. Gene Ontology annotation, biological process: regulation of transcription by RNA polymerase II. The transcript has 3 exons. The coding region runs from base 331 to 2214 and encodes 627 amino acids. The record is from RefSeq and is a predicted model, not a curated record.